Molecule: messenger RNA, 1149 nt
Organism: Numida meleagris (helmeted guineafowl)
Lineage: Eukaryota; Metazoa; Chordata; Aves; Galliformes; Numididae
Exons: 6
Coding region: 352-924 (190 amino acids)
Source: RefSeq, a predicted model, not a curated record
GCAUGGAAACGUCAGCGCUGGGUUUGCAGCGUGGUGCUGGGUCACUCCGCCUGAGCGCUGCGCUCCGAUGAGCAUCGGGCAUGGGGAGGAGCUGGCUGGCCGGGGCUGCAGCAACCCUGCUCCUGUUGGGCUGCGUUGAAGGUUGGUGAGGGCUGGAUGGGAGAACGUUGGCGUUGAGGAUGAGAGGGAGGGAGAUGACGAGUCAAGGUGCCAGCCAAGAGCUCGGCAGGACGCAGCCUAUCUUCUUCAAGCUUCUGACCCCAAAGAGAUGUCCCCUUUUCUGCCCCUGGAAAAGCUCUGAAGACCGUCUCAGACUCACCCCUUCUUCCACCCCACGUAGGUGCUGGUGGGAUGGAGCCGGAGACCUGCAGCCCCCUAGGUGACUUUCCCCCACCAGCGCUCCUACCAAACAUCUCCUCGGCUCAGGAAGGCAACUUGGUUCUUGCCCGCUGCCUGGUUUUCUCCCGUGCUCCUGUCACCCACAUCUUCUUCUGCAAGAACGGGGUGGUGCUGGAGAACCUCCCGGUGGGACGCAAGCAGUUCACCGCUACACUUGCCAUCCAGCUUUCUGCAGAGAGCAGCGGCACCUACUCCUGUGGGUACCGACGGCAGAGCAACCUCGGGUACAUCAAGAUCUCAAGUCUGAGCAUCCCCUGGCUCCUGACCAUCGGAGGUAGGAAGGGUGAGCUGAGGAACAGCACCACCACCACCAUCUCAGAGCUGCCAGCUGAAGGGCUGGGAAUCUCACUCAGCUUGGCUCUCGUGGUCAUCUCCCUCCUGGUUCUGGCUUUGAGCAUCCACCUCUUCCUGCAGAUAGGAAAGCGAGUCCAGCUGGCCAGCUUGAAGCAUUGCAUCCGUCCCCCAGUGGAAAAACCCAACAUUUCACUAAGAAAGAGUCCUCCAAAAUCUCUUGCAUCUGGAUGACUUGUUGUUGGACCGCAGAAAUGCCCCUGGGUAUAUAAUAUUGCAGUCCCCAGUGGAUGUGGCAGGGGCAAUUGGCACAAAACAGCAUCUCUUUGGCUCAACGCCACCUGCUCUGCAUAGGCAAGCACCAACAGCACCUCUCCAGGCUUUCCAAUUCCAUAACAAUAGCUCUUGGCCACGGAAGUCCACUAAUUAAUUAAAGAUGCUUUUCUCUCUGAACAUCAA